AUGGAUGAUUAUGAUAGUUUUAUCGAUGAAGCCAGUAAUGUAUUAGAACUAAUUGAAAAUGGUGAAAAUGUGAGUUGAUUUGCAAAGGAAAUAUUUAUUCAGAGCUUUUUUUCAGGUAGAAAACUUAACAAAAAAAUUAGUGAGACAUGCAGAAUUAGUUGAUCCAAGUACAUGGCCAACAACAAGUGCAGAUCCAAUUAUUUUAUCUCAAAUUCUUGCUGUAAGUUUUUUCUAUAAAAUUUUGAAUUCCAUUCAAAUUUAAAAUAAAUAUUUCAGAAUCUUUCAACAUUCCAAUCUUCUUCAUCCGACAAACCAAAUCCACGUCGACGAUCAAAACCUAUUAACUUAUUAGAAAAUUACGUUCGGUUGUCCGAUGAAAAUGUCAUAACGGACACAGGAAAAAGUGCAAUAUUCAAACCAAUUUCAAUUCUUAUAAUUCUAAUAAUUUUCCUCUUUUCAUACUACUAUUUUACAUUACCUCCAAAAUGUCCGAGACCAAUUUGGUAA
This is a messenger RNA of Caenorhabditis angaria, 507 nucleotides long. Lineage: Eukaryota; Metazoa; Nematoda; Chromadorea; Rhabditida; Rhabditidae. The record is from the annotation of a GenBank genome assembly.